Molecule: messenger RNA, 2275 nt
Organism: Marchantia polymorpha subsp. ruderalis
Lineage: Eukaryota; Viridiplantae; Streptophyta; Marchantiopsida; Marchantiales; Marchantiaceae
Source: the annotation of a GenBank genome assembly
AUGGUCAGACAAGUAGAUUCAUAUAAAGUUUGAUGAUGAGACUCUGUCCGGACAAGGGGAUGGGACGGUAGAGCGAAGAUAUCGCAAAACCGUCUCCCAUGACAUGCAGUUGUGAGUCAGACAUAUCGAUCGGCGACAGUUAGAGGUCUCGAAUCGGCAGAAUCAGAUCUCCGUCCUGUCCCCCGAGUGCUCUCAUGGGCACGUCUAGAGUCGGCGCAUCGCACAGUACGAGAUAAGCGUCAGAGUACAACGAGCUACGUGCAAUUCCUUCAAGGACGAAGAGAUCGCGAUCUCAUCGGUCCACUCGCUUCUGAGAUUUGCUAUCUUCGAACUCGGCUCGUCCGGUUGGAAACUCGCUCUUUCGACGACGUCCGCGCUGCGUAAACUGCAACCCCAUUCCAUGAGUAGUGACAGGAGUUUUUCGACCUCGUAGCCGCGAUGGAUGUGGGUGUCUCUGUAGCAGAAGGAUGCCUAAAGGAGUCUCCAGAUAUGCUGGACUUGGAAAAUGAUUCUAAUCCAUCCUCUAAACCGCGAGAUUGUAAGCUGCACGCAGAACCAAGAGCCCGGGACAAGCAUCUCAUGACGUCCGAGAAGUUCUCUAACGAAGAGAUGGAAAUGGGGAGUAUCGAGGAAGGUUACGAACUUGGCCACGAUCGUCCGGGCUCUGGCUCAGGACCUGAGAGUGAUGCAGAUCGGGAUUAUCCUGUUCCUUCGGCGCAGGGAGCAGGGGGUUUGAGCCUCAUGGACUUGUGCAAAUCCGACUGCUGCCAUCUCCACGGGGACUACGAUAGGACUUUUGACUACGACGAGGAAGGAGAUGACUUGAGUGAUGAGCCGGCCAUUUUCGACCUCAAAGGCAAGAGAUUCAAGACUUAUUUGGAGGACUUAAAAAACGAAGAGGUGCCAAUGUUCCAUGCUCCCGAAACGAGGCCAUCGCCGCCCUUCCCCGGAAUCGAUGCCCUGGGCAUCAUGGACGAAAGAAUCGCACAAAUGAAAGCCAGAAGCGAUCUUGGUGAGCAUUGUCGAUGCAGUGGUGACGAGGCUGAAGAAGAAACUGGGCCCUUUAAAGAAGACACUGAGUUGGAUAUGGACACAAGUUUGCAAGAGUAUCUGGAGUCCAACAACGACAUCAUGUCCCAUCCCUUGUAUAAAAGAUUGUGUGCAGCUCAUAUAAGUCUUUGCAAGGUGAAUCAUCUGUAUUCCAGAAUAUGUGCAGCUCAUAUUACUCUAUCAAAGCUUGGAGCCACGGAUGCACAGCUGAAGGAGAUGGAAGAACUAAGCUUUGAACUCGAGAGCAAACUGCCAACAGGGGUCCAGGCCACGGAAUCCCAUCCGGAACUGGACAAGUUUAUGAAUGAAUAUUGCGACUUUUUGGAGAUGCACAAGAACGAAUUUGCCAAACCUUUCGACGAAGCCAUGGAGUUCUGCAAAGAGGUCGAUGAAGAAUUGGCCAACACGGGCUUGAGAUUCCUGCGAGAUAAAUGCUCCAUCGAGCAGAAUCUGACAAACGAUACCAUUUCCAGACUUCAAGAACUACCAUUGGAAGGUGAGGUUUGAGAAUCCAAACAGUCUCGAGCUCCGCAGACGUGAGCUCGGAAAUUAGCUUGCAUAAACUCGACUUGCGCAUCUCCUAUCCGCGCGAUUUCCCACACCGAGAAAAUCUGCUGAAACAAAGCCCCACCCAAAAUAAUAUCAAACUCUAUUGAGAUUAAGCUUCUGCUAUACAUAAUCUUCAACGACUCCAGCACUGCACGAGAAGGAGAAUCACCGAAUCUUCCACCUGGCAAAGCACAAUCGCAGACUCAUCACAUACUGUUCUGCCUUCGGGGAAGAUCGUAGAAACGUGUUCUCUCUGGAUUGCCUGAGUCAUAGGGAAAACUGAAUGUGAACUAGAUGCCACUGGGUUCGCCCACUGGGAAGCAGCCACCUGGCACUCCACGUUGCCCGUCUGCCAUCGACUCAGCCCCGUGUUCUCACUGUCGAGUUUCUGCCUCGGCCGAUGUCAAAUUGCGGCAUUGCACUGCCCCGACCUCGGAACUGCCCCCAGUCUCGAACAGAGGAGCAUUGGACUGCGGCCUGUCCACGACACGAGGUCGAAGAUAUUUUCAGCCAAGGGUUCCGCGCACCUUGGUGCCGUGUGGCCUCGCUGCCAAAUCUUGAUUCGUGAUCGCCCCAGUGGAUGUAGGAACAUGUCUUUUUGGCUUGCACAGGCUUCCGAUGUGGAUUCAUCAGCUCCAUGUUCUUCCACCGUGUGAAAGUAAAGUGUCUUUGCUGC